Triplophysa dalaica is the source of this 6455-nucleotide messenger RNA. Its product is annotated as potassium voltage-gated channel subfamily A member 2. Bases 1079 to 2560 code for a protein of 493 amino acids. The transcript is spliced from 2 exons. The record is from RefSeq and is a predicted model, not a curated record. Gene Ontology annotation, biological process: protein homooligomerization; potassium ion transmembrane transport. NCBI's taxonomy places the organism in Eukaryota, Metazoa, Chordata, Actinopteri, Cypriniformes, Nemacheilidae. Gene Ontology annotation, cellular component: juxtaparanode region of axon; dendrite; voltage-gated potassium channel complex. Gene Ontology annotation, molecular function: protein binding; delayed rectifier potassium channel activity.
UUCAGCUGUCCAUGCAUCCUUUAAGGUCACAUUUUCAAAGUAGGUCGUGGAAACAUCACUUACGCGUCCCCUUUAAAUUGCCCACUCUGCGCAAAAAGUGAGGAGUGGUGGCGCGCGCGGAACGCGCCUUUUAUCAUCCAAGACUCUUUUGGUAUGCAAAGCAAUGAUUGACUGCAGAUUAAACGCUUUAACUAGCUGACCUGUGUUAACGUGAUGCAAGAACUACAGAGAAAUCGCAGGGGAGGUACAGUAGACAGACAGGUAGGAGUCGAGAUGGGUGCUGUCCAAGGUGCCGCUGCUGCGUUUUGCACACUGUAUGUUUCCAUGGCAAGAACAUGUUUAUGAUUUGUAGGCGGUCACUUCCCAUUACGCACUUGUUCUAUUAAGGGAGUUUUUGAUAGAACGUAUACAGAUAACAAAUCCACAUAUUCUAAAGUUGCGCAAUAUCACCUACUCGCGUUUUAAUGUCACACGUUGGCUGUGUUAUUCAGAGAUGUGAUUUAUGCAAACUAAUGCAUCUGUAGCGUCAUUUGUUGCAACCUGUCUGACGCGGAGUGCGGCUUGCUGUAACCUCCUAAUGCCUCUUAAACGGGGAAUACACACCUCUACACGUUCGCGUUAGAGAACAACAAACGUGUUUUCAUCCCGUGUCCUUCUCACGCAACCUGGGUUGAAGAACCUUCGGGGAAGACGAGAACACACCCGAAUACUGUACCUCUCCGCCCCUCCUCUCCGCCUGCCCCGUUACGCACAAUGCGCCGGUGCGCCGGUGCGCCGAGAGCUACAGCAGACGGUGGCAGCCGGGAUUUAAGGAAUCACAUGUGUGUUUGUCGCUGUCUCCACGGCCACACGGACACUGCGAUGCCAUCCUGACUUCGAGAAGGUUGUCGUGACUUCUUGCACCUUUAGAGGAAGCCUUGCUAUCCGGGCGAUUUAAGUUUCUCCAGCAGUCAACCACACUGGUAACACGCUGUGGCUCUUUGUGCCCUCUCCCGUCUUCUGAGUGGAUACCCUCCUCCUUCUUUCUAACGUGCGGUGUCCUGUUCUGGUAAAAGUGCAGGCCUCAUCUUCCAGCACAAUGACUGUGGCCACGGCCGACCCCUCAGAUGAGGCAUCUGCACACCCUGGCCUCCCUCAGGACUACGACCCUGAGGCAGAACAGGAGUGCUGUGAAAGAUUGGUCAUCAACAUUUCAGGUCUGCGUUUUGAGACGCAGCUCAAGACCCUCUCGCAAUUCCCCGAAACGUUACUCGGCGACCCCAAAAAGCGAAUGAGAUACUUUGACCCGCUGAGGAACGAGUAUUUUUUCGACAGAAACCGGCCCAGCUUUGACGCCAUCCUCUACUACUACCAAUCCGGUGGAAGAUUGCGCCGCCCCGCCAACGUGACUCUGGAUGUCUUCUCGGAGGAGAUCCGCUUUUACGAGCUGGGAGACGAAGCCAUUGAGAUAUUCAGGGAGGAUGAGGGGUUUGUUAAAGAAGAGGAGAGGCCGUUGCCUGAAAAUGAGUUUCAGAAGCAGGUCUGGCUGCUGUUUGAGUAUCCGGAAAGUUCUGGACCUGCCAGGAUUAUAGCUAUUAUAUCCGUAAUGGUGAUCCUCAUCUCCAUCGUCAGUUUCUGCCUGGAAACCCUACCCAUCUUCCACAGCCAUGAAGAAGAGGUGCACAAAGUCCCUGUUGCCUUCUCAAACUCCACAACCACUUACACGUCCACCUACUUCACAGAUCCAUUCUUCAUUCUAGAGACGCUAUGCAUCAUCUGGUUCUCCUUCGAAUUCUUGGUUCGCUUUUUCGCCUGUCCGAGUAAAGCCAUCUUCUUUACGCACAUGAUGAACAUGAUUGAUGUGGUGGCCAUCAUCCCAUACUUCAUCACUUUGGGCACAGAACUGGCUGAGACGGCAGAGGACAAUCAACAAGGACAACAAGCCAUGUCCCUUGCCAUUCUGAGGGUCAUCAGACUCGUACGUGUCUUUAGAAUCUUCAAACUUUCCCGGCACUCUAAAGGACUUCAGAUUCUCGGCCAGACACUUAAAGCCAGUAUGAGGGAGUUAGGCUUGCUCAUCUUCUUUCUUUUCAUUGGAGUCAUUUUGUUUUCUAGCGCUGUCUUUUUCGCUGAGGCGGACGAACCCGAGUCACAGUUCUACAGUAUCCCGGAAGCUUUCUGGUGGGCUGUGGUGACAAUGACCACCGUUGGUUAUGGAGAUAUGGUGCCCACCACCAUCGGAGGGAAGAUAGUAGGAUCCCUCUGUGCCAUAGCAGGCGUGUUGACCAUCGCCCUGCCUGUGCCCGUCAUCGUAUCCAACUUCAACUACUUCUACCAUAGAGAAACAGAGGGCGAGGAGCAAGCGCAAUACCUCCAGGUCAACGUCCCCAAAGCCGACUCCCAAGAGGAGCUGAAGGGCAGUCGAAGCGGAUCCACAAUCAGCAAAUCUGACUACGUGGAGAUAGAAGAAGGCAUUAACAACAGCAAUGAAGACUUUCAAGAAGAGAGCCUCAAGACAGCAAACUGCACUCUAGCCAACACAAAUUAUGUUAAUAUCAAAAAAAUGCUGACUGAUGUGUAGGUAGUGCUGAGUGUAUUGAAGACGGGCGGUCAAAUCGGACUUAUGAAGCCAUGUUGCGAGAGGAUUAUGGGUCAAAACACCUCAGUAAUUGACGUCGUUCAUCUAACUUCUGUCCACAAUCCAGGUAUUCAUCAAUGUCUGCAUGGUCACCUUAUCCAAAGCCAAGUAUUCAUACGGAAUGACAUAAAUCAACAAUAUCUACGUCUGUAUAUCUACUGUAUAUCUACAGUAGUAUAUCUGUAUAUCUACAUCUUACUCAAAAAGUCAAGCUUCGCCAAAGAAAACCCAUUUGUGUGCUUCAUUUGCUUUCAAAAACAUCUGCUCAUGCAAAGAAUAUCAAACCUAGAUAAAUCAUUCAAGUCUAUUCUGCUGCUACCUGUUGAUGUCCUAAAAAUCAACAAAUGUUAACGAAAUCAACUGCUUAUAAAAAGUGUUAAUAAUUCAAAAUCACUAGGCCUAUGGAUAACGCUGCAAAGCUUCUGAAGACAAGCUGAAUGUCAUAUUUUACCUUAUUUACAGUCUGUGGUGUUUGAAUCAUUUCUGUGUACACCAUCUGCCAAGUCUGUAGCAUCCAUUAAUUUUCUCUCUUUCAUCUUUUGACAAACACAACAUACUGUAAAGACGUUAAAUGAAAACAAGCUAAGUGCCACAGAAAAAAAAAUGCUUCACGUAUUUCACGUAAGAGCACACUGUUCGCCGUUUUAUUAUUUCUUCUGCUAGCUGCAGAGAUAGUCCAAAACUUAGUUGAUAUUCAAAUUAAAUUGUCACUAAAAGGGCCAUAUUGUAGUUCUCACCCUAGAAAAUGGUUGGAAAACACAUGCUCAUAGUUGUAGCAACGAUUUUAGAUUAUUUUCUGGCGUUGCUUCUUGGCUUUGUCUAUCAUCUUGAAAUUUCUUUCAGAUGUAAGGAAAACCUCGGUGGAGCUUGUUUUAGAUAUGAUAUCAAUUUUUUAGGACCUUGGAUCUAGAAAACGCACCGAUUUAAAGGUGCUGCAUGACCUCAAAACCAAUUCCAAUGGCAUGAAUUUUCAACUCAAAUGAUAUACAGAAAUUAAGUAGCUAGAUAUCACAUUAAUACGUAGCUUAAUCUGUGUAUAUAUCUAUAUUUUUUUAAUAUCAUUUUAUCGUAAUCCAAAGGUGCUGCUUUUAGGUUUCAGAUCUGAGAGAACAGCAGGGAGAAGUAUAGAAAGGCCGAAAAUGGCUAUAGAUUACUUGUGUUCAGAAAAGUCAUGUACGAUUGUCCAAUAAAAAUACUAAGUCCAAAAACACAUUUAAAGGAGCAAUGUGGGAUUUUUAGGAGGAGCUAUUGACAGAAAUGCUAUUUAAUAUACAAAACUAUGUCUUCAGAGGUGAAUGUAUUAAGACCUAACAUAAUGAAUUGUUAUGUUUGUAUUACCUUAGAACAGGGGUUUUCAAACUUCAUGAUGCCAAGGAUCCCCAAAUAUGAUUAACCUUUUGAGACGGACCGCCUUUUCUAAAAUAUAUAUCAAUCUUCUGUGUAAAGAAACCAUUAAAGGAUAUUAUAAAGACAACACGUUGUUUCUAAACCUAAAUAGUCUGCAAUAAUUUUAAAUGGAGUCCCAUAUGUUUUUAUGGUACAAGUGUAUUAACCAUGUUUUUUGGUGUAUUGAUAUCUUAGGGCAAGACCGUGGUUUUACUACAGUCACCAUCGUUUACUAUGGUUUUAACUGUAGUGAAACCAUUGAUUUUCAAUUUUAACUGUUGUAAAUCCAUGGUAAAUUUUCGUAAGGAAUAAAAAAGAAACUAAAGUGAGAAAAACUAAAGAAAUAUAGAAAGAUUCAAAUAUAAAUACUUCUAGAAACCAUCAAUAGCAAAAAAGGCUGAUAAACACUGUGGACUUUUAUCAAUUAUUUGGGGGACGCCUUGCAACCCCCCCCCGGACCCAAGUUUGAAAACCCCUGCCUUAGUAUAAGCAAUUUUUUUAAUCUACAUACAGAGGGAGCCUAUAUACAUGAAAUUCGCUAUGUUGCGCCGCCCUGUUAUGUACAGUAACCAUAAACGGACAAACAGUACAAAGCACAUUUUCUCUACCUUGCGGUACAAUGUCCGGUUGUCCAUGACUUUAAAAAGUGACAGAAAAAUGUCUAAUUACUUACUCUUAACUCCUAUCUCGCUGUUAGAUCUGACGCUUUGGCUUUAACACCGCUGCUUUACAUUAGCUAGCUCUGCCCUCAAACGUGCUGCAAUGCAAUUUCUUCUUUUUAUACCUAAAAUCCACAGACCCUUUAUUUUUAUGUAAUAAAUAAGACAUCGCUCCUUCGAAGCUCCCUUCUAAUGCCCGCUUGCUCUCUGCCCUCCAUCUACAUGAGCAGACCACUGUCUCAGCAGACGACAUCUUUUUGUACUGUGGCGGCCACCGUCGUGUUUCGAAAGGGAGGGGGGAGAGGAGGACUGAGAGAUUGGUUGCACUCACCACUAGUGACCACUAAAAAUCCCACCAUAGACCUUUCAUUAUACCAAAAUAGCAAGUUCAGUUAUUAAAAAUAAGUUUUAUAAAUAGAUUUUUGGACUUACAAAUGUUGCAUCCAAUCACAACUAUUGUUUCCUCUCUAGUUCAUCAUAUUGCUGUUACCAUGGCAACAUCAUGUCACCUCUCACAAGCUUCUGGUUCACAAUAUCAGGGUGGGUUGGUGAUAUCUGUGUACCUUUAGAAGAUCUCUCACACAUACAUUUUCCCCUUUCUCUCCUAGGUCACAGGUGCCUUUGCCUUUAUCUUCUGACCUCUAAUGGUUUAUUUUAGUGAACCUUAUGUGCUGAUGCCGCUAAUGUGAUAGCGGAAACUGCUUUCACAGCUGCUGUUAAUUCUGUGUUUCUUUCAAUUCAGAAAGGAGCGGACAUUACUGCAUUGUGCAAAGUUUAAAUUGUUUUAUUGGCCCCACGAUGCAUAGCCAGUGCCUAUGAAACGUUCUAAAGUUAAACUUGGUAUCUUUAUGCAGGCAAACAGUUUGGGUUUAUUUAUUUUUUAUGCAUGAUUCUGGGCUGUAUGCUGCUGGUGAGAAAGAUGUAUCAUCUUAAGCCAAAUGCAUAAACUUGUGCGUUCACAGACAUUUCUGCAAAUCACAAUCAUCACACCUGUAUCACACCUGUAUCAUGUUGAGUUUUGUUUUGAUUCCUAAAUGUAAUUCGAAAAGCUUAAUGACAGCAUUGAAUGUCAGAGUGCUCAGUUGUAAGCGUCUUUUAACCAGUGUAUUGCUAGAAAGAUGGCUAACAUAUGCAAGUUUUGUUAUAGUGUUUACAAAUGUAUAAAAAAUGUCAUAUUACAUAUAACCAUGAGGCCACAUUCUCAUAUACAACAUUAGAUUCAAUAUAUUAAUGUAUAUACCAACAAGUAAAACUUGCAAGUAACCAUAAUCACUUUGAUUUAAUUCUGGACAGAAAUGGCUAUUUUAAUUUUUAACAGUAUAACAGUUGCAUAAUUUUAUUGAAAUGAAACCAUAAAACUGAAAAUUUGGUGAUAUAAAAAUGGCACAAUUUUUUCCAAGGAAUUAAUUGGAUCGUUACAUUGGUACAUCCGCACCAGAAUGGUGCUUGUUUCAUAAAACAUACUUAUUUGAUAAAAGAGCUUAACAAGCUCUAAUGCUUACGCAAUAUCACUGCUUAAUCAUAUAAGCAUUCAUGUUAAAUUUAAGCAUUCAGAUACAGCGUUUUCAUUCAAGUUGGACGAAAUGUCGUACCAUCGUUUUGUAUACCUAUGGCCUUGAGGUUGUAUGUGUGUACAUCAGAGGUCGAGUCUGCAACGAAAGAAAAAUAAGAUAUAUCUCUACUAUUGAUCAGUUAUGCAAUAGUGUCUAUGUGUGUAUAUCUGUGUAGCUUUUCUGAACCUAUGUAUAUCUUAAAUUCAACAGCGUGACUGAAUAAAGUCUCAUAAAAUUCUU